Molecule: messenger RNA, 2517 nt
Organism: Brassica napus (rape)
Lineage: Eukaryota; Viridiplantae; Streptophyta; Magnoliopsida; Brassicales; Brassicaceae
Exons: 3
Coding region: 1-2517 (838 amino acids)
Molecular function (GO): nucleic acid binding; RNA-DNA hybrid ribonuclease activity
Source: RefSeq, a predicted model, not a curated record
AUGGCGAUCUUUUCAAUAAAAGCGGAGAGUGCUCCGGGGCCGGACGGUAUGACAGGUUUGUUCUUCCAAAAGUUUUGGGAUGUUAUAGGAGAUCAAGUGACUAAAGAGAUACAUGAAGUCUUCAUUUCUGGUGUCUUACCUAGUGAUUGGAACUUCACCCAUAUCUGUCUAUUGCCUAAAGUGCAGAACCCAGAGAAUAUGACGGAUCUCCGACCGAUAAGCCUCUGUUCUGUCCUCUACAAAGCUGUAGCUAAGAUUCUCGUGACUCGUAUGCAGCCGCUACUGGGGUUAGUGGUCUCAAUAAAUCAAUCAGCCUUUGUUAGUGAAAGAUUAAUAUCGGACAACAUCAUCAUAGCUCAUGAGGCGGUCCAUGCUUUGAAGGUCCAACCAGUCGUUGCAAAUGAGUUCAUGGCCGUGAAAACGAACAUGUCGAAAGCCUAUGACAGGGUUGAGUGGAGCUACAUUAGAAGUCUCUUGCUGGCGUUAGGUUUCUGUGACAAAUGGGUGGAGUGGAUAAUGAUGUGUGUUACUUCGGUAACCUUCUCAGUGCUAAUAAACGACCAACCCUUUGGUCUGAUCACUCCCCAAAGAGGGAUCCGCCAGGGGGAUCUUCUCUCGCCCUUCCUGUUUGUCCUUUGCACAGAAGGGGUUAUGGAUGAAGAGAGGCUGAAGAUUCAACAGAUUUUGGGUAUAUGGAAUGAAGGGGGAGCCAGUAAAUACUUAGGAUUGCCGGAGUGUUUUUCGGGCUCCAAAGUAGAAUUGUUUUCCUCUCUAAAGGAAUGUACACAAGGAAGAGUGGAGGGAUGGUCCAUGAGGAAAUUAUCUCAGUCAGGAAAAGAAGUUCUGCUCAAAUCUGUGAUCACUUUUCUACCGAGCUCAGACGUUCAUAUUCGGAAAAUCCACUGGGUAGCGUGGGAUAAAUUGUGUCUCCCUAAGUAUCUUGGUGGGAUUGGAUUUACAGACCUAGAAUGCUUUAAUCAAGCAUUGCUACCGAAACAGGCGUGGAAGCUCCUUACAUCUCCUCUCAGUUUGUUAUCUCUCUUCCUCAAAUCAAGAUACUUCCCGCUAGUAGAUUUCUUCUCUGCCUCUUUAGGAGAGAGACCAUCGUAUGUGUGGAAAAGCUUAUUGUUUGGCAGGGAAUUGUUACUAAAAGGUCUAAUGUAUCGGGUGGGGAUUGGACGCAAGACGAGAGUGUGGGCUAAUAGAUGGUUAGAUGAUCCAGUUGAAGGGUUGAGGGCUCCUUGGGUGAAGAACAUCACAUUUGAUGUGAAUCUCAUGGUUUCUGAUCUUAUUGACUCAUCAUCACGGAAUUGGAACCUUGCAGUCCUAAAUGAUCUCUUUGUCCCUGGUGAUGUGAGUAUCAUAACUGCCAAGCUACCUGCGGUUGAUCGUGAGGAUUUUUGGGUGUGGAGAUUCAAUCACAGUGGAAAUUUUACGGUUAAAUCAGCUUAUUGGUUAGCAACCUCAACAAAGGUCUCAGUUGGUAGGAGGGAAGCUGAGUCGUUACCCUUCCUAUGCCCGUUAAAGGAGCAAGUUUGGAAGGUGAUAACAGCUCCAAAGAUCAGAGUGUUUCUCUGGAAAUGUUUGAGUAAUGCUCUUCCAGUAGCGGAGUUGAUAUCGGAGAGGGGUAUGAAAGUGAAUAUGAGAUGUCAGCUUUGCGGUCUUGAAGGAGAAUCAAUCAAUCAUACCCUUUUCGAGUGCUGUGUAGCUAGACAAGUAUGGGCCUUAUCUGGAAUGCCUCACCCGCGUAAUGGUUUCUGUGAUUCCUCCAUCUUUGCAAAUGUUAAUUACCUUCUCAAGAUGUCCAAGAAUCUUGGGAUUCAAGAGAGGGCCAGAAGAUCAUGGCCAUGGCUCCUGUGGAACUUAUGGAAAAAUAGAAAUCAUUUGAUCUUUGAAGGAACCUCCUUUUCGUGUACAGAGAUAGCUAGGAAAGCUGCUGCAGAUGCUGAUGAAUGGUUUAUGGCUCAUAGAAUUGAAGAAGAAUGGUUGCGGUUGGAAGAAACCCCAGCGGUGGUAGCUGUAGAGAAGUGGAGACCGCACCGUCAGAACUGGUUUAUGUGCAACAUAGCAGUGGAUUGGGCGAAGUACUCGUUGCUAACUGGUGGUGCUUGGGUCUUGCGUGAUGAAAAGGGAGUGGUGUUAUGUCACAGUCGUCGUACAUUUGGUCAGUUUCCUUCUAAAGAACAAGCUAAGGAGACCAUAGUGUUAUGGGCGGUUGAGAGUAUGAGAAGUCAGAAGGUGAGCAGGGUGAUCUUCACUGGGGAGUUUAAAGAAAUUUUUGGAGCUGUAAAUAUGCCCUCAGCGUGGCCAUCCUUUUGCCAGCAAGGUGACAAUGUCCGUAGAGCGGUGGUAGGUAUUGCUGAAUGGGAAGCCUUAGUGAUCGACAAGAAUUUUAAUAGAGGUGCUUCAUUCAUUGCUCAAAGUGUCAAGAAUUGUGGCUUCACUCAAUCUUAUGUUUCAUCGGGUCAUCCAAGGUGGUUACAUGAUCUCUUUGUCGAUGAAAGGAGUGCCCUCUAA